Molecule: messenger RNA, 1601 nt
Organism: Suricata suricatta (meerkat)
Lineage: Eukaryota; Metazoa; Chordata; Mammalia; Carnivora; Herpestidae
Gene: BCL6B
Product: BCL6B transcription repressor
Exons: 9
Coding region: 48-1457 (469 amino acids)
Biological process (GO): regulation of transcription by RNA polymerase II
Cellular component (GO): nucleus
Molecular function (GO): DNA-binding transcription factor activity, RNA polymerase II-specific; RNA polymerase II cis-regulatory region sequence-specific DNA binding; protein binding
Source: RefSeq, a predicted model, not a curated record
CUGAGAAGAGGAGCCGCAGCCCCUGCAGGACGGGGGCCAGCGUCGCGAUGGGCUCCACCGCCACCCCGGAGGGCGCGCUGGGCUACGUCCGCGAGUUCACGCGCCACUCCUCCGACGUGCUCGGCAACCUGAAUGAGCUGCGCCUGCGCGGGAUCCUCACUGACGUCACGCUGCUGGUUGGCGGGCAACCCCUCCGCGCCCACAAGGCGGUUCUUAUCGCCUGCAGUGGCUUCUUCUAUUCAAUUUUCCGAGGCCGCGCAGGAGUGGGGGUGGACGUGCUCUCCCUGCCCGGGGGCCCCGAGGCCGGGGGCUUCGCUCCCCUACUGGACUUCAUGUACACUUCACGCCUUCGCCUCUCUCCCGCCACUGCGCCCGCUGUCCUUGCGGCCGCCACCUACUUGCAGAUGGAACACGUGGUCCAGGCAUGCCACCGCUUCAUCCAGGCCAGCUACGAACCUCUGGGCAUCUCUCUGCGGCCUUUGGAGGCAGGACCCCCCACGCCGCCGACGGCCCCUCCGCCAGGCAGUCCCAGGCGCUCCGAAGGACACCCAGACCCACCCACUGAAUCUCGCAGCUGCAGUCAAGGCAGCCCAGACCCCAAGGCCUGCAACUGGAAAAAGUACAAGUUCAUCGUGCUAAACUCGCAGGCCUCCCAAGCGGGGAACCUGGGCGGGGAGAGGAGUUCCAGUCAGCUUUGCGCCCAGGCCGGGCUCCCCAGUGGGGAUGAGGCUUCCAGCAGCAGCGGCAGUGAAGAAGGACCCAUUCCUGGUCCCCAGAGCAGGCUCUCUCCAACUGCUGCCACAGGCCAGUUCAAGUGUGGGGCUCCAGUCAAUACCCCCCAUCUCCUCACAGCCCCAGCUCAAGAGCCCGCUGGGUCACACUCUGCGCCGGCUUGUCCCCCACCAGGAAGUGAAUUUUUCAGCUGCCAGAACUGUGAGGCUGUGGCCGGGUGCUCAGCGGGGCUGGACCCCUUGGCUCCUAGGAGUGAGGACAAGCCCUACAAGUGUCAGCUGUGCCGGUCCGCCUUCCGCUACAAGGGCAACCUGGCCAGUCACCGCACAGUGCACACAGGGGAGAAGCCCUACCACUGCUCCAUCUGCGGGGCCCGCUUCAACCGGCCGGCCAACCUGAAAACGCACAGUCGCAUCCAUUCCGGAGAGAAGCCGUAUAAGUGUGAGACUUGCGGCUCGCGCUUCGUGCAGGUGGCGCACCUGCGCGCGCACGUGCUCAUCCACACCGGGGAGAAGCCCUAUCCCUGCCCCACCUGCGGCACUCGCUUCCGCCACCUACAGACCCUCAAGAGCCACGUUCGCAUCCACACUGGGGAGAAGCCUUACCACUGCGACCCCUGCGGCCUGCAUUUCCGGCACAAGAGUCAACUACGGCUGCAUCUGCGCCAGAAGCACGGGGCUGCCACCAACACUAAAGUGCACUACCACAUUCUGGGGGGGCCCUAGCCGAGCGCCGCCCCAGAUCCCGCUCACCUCCUGGAAUCCGGGAAAGUUGCGCUCACGCCCGGCCUCCCUAUUGGCCUUGGGCACGAGGAGACGGUGGUGUGCAAGGCUCCUCUGGUAUCAGAAACCGGUACCGCCUUGAAUUCU